This is a messenger RNA of Schizosaccharomyces cryophilus OY26, 366 nucleotides long. RefSeq lists its product as uncharacterized. Lineage: Eukaryota; Fungi; Ascomycota; Schizosaccharomycetes; Schizosaccharomycetales; Schizosaccharomycetaceae. Bases 1 to 366 code for a protein of 121 amino acids. The transcript has a single exon. The record is from RefSeq and is a predicted model, not a curated record.
AUGAACGUUCGAAACCGAAAAUUGAUUACUGCUGGAGCCGCUGAAUAUGCAGACAAAGUCCAUUCAACCGUGUAUGUGGAUCCCAUUUUCGAAAAGGAUAUUCGAACCCAUUUUCUGAAAGAAAAUAUUCCCUUAGCGCAAGAGCAAAAACCUGCUCAACCGCGUCCAUCUAUCCGGUCCCCAAAAAAUAUCCUUAAAAGAAACAUUAAUUUUCUCAAGUCUUUCAUUAACCGUCUAUUUACAUCUCAAAAAAAAACAAGAUGCUCAAAUCAAAAGUCUGUUCAAAUCUCUCCUCCCACAUUAGUUAGUACUACAUCCGCUCUUGCACUAUCUGCCAUGCAACAACCAGAAUGCUUCAAUAGUUGA